AUGUCACUCCCCCUUCCUACCCUCUCACCAUCCGAGAUAUCAUACAUCCAAACCUCCUUAUCCGACCCCAUACACCCUACUCGAUCCGACUCACGUUCACUUCUCGAUACGAGGCCUAUCGAAGUUUCCUAUGGGGUAUUCCCCCAUGCAAACGGUUCGUCAAGGAUAAAGAUCGGUGGGACAGAGGUAGUGGCAGGUAUAAAGUUGGAAGUUGUCGAUUCGUCAGAAUCAUCAAAAGGAUGGAAAGGAAAAGUAGAAGUUGACAUAACACCCCAAGCAUUCCCAGCAUCUCAACCAUCCAACCUCUCUUCAACCUCGGCUUACCUUUCUUCAAUCCUCCAAUCCCAUUUCAUACCCUCCAUCCCUCCCUUGGUCAUCAUACCAAAUCAAAAAUAUUUCCAACCUCAACUGCAUCUCACGCUAAUAUCAUCCGAUGGGAAUGUCCUAUCAGCUUUGGUGUUGGGAGCAAGAAGUGCAUUUGCAGAUCUAAAAUUACCCAAGAUCAAGAUAAUAUCAUGGGUGGGUGAAAACGGAGAGAACGAGGGAGAAGGGGCAGAAGGUGUAAUAGGUAAAGGUGAUUUAUCAGGUAUAAAAGCUGCUAUUAAAUCUAAAUCGAAAAAGGGUAGGAAUAUAACGAAAGGAGGGGAAGAUUGGGAUCUGGAUCUAUCGGAGGAUCUGGAUCAUAUAGAUGGGAGAGAAGAAUUACCCGUGCUGGUCACCCUCAAUUUGGUUCCAAAUUCCCCUAAUAUCUUUUUAGAUGCGACAUCUCAAGAAGAGUCAGCCUGUCCAUCCAAACUGCAUUUAUUCUUUACCACCUCAUCCACAGAGAAAUCAUUGAAAGUCUGUGGAAUAAGAUUUGAAGGUGGUCAAUCGAUCGAUAAUUCAAGGAUCAAAGGACUGAUAGAGGAAGGAGCGAGGAUAGCAGGGGAAUUGAUAUCAGGACUCAAUGGCAAUUUGCCUCAGUAA
Messenger RNA from Kwoniella mangroviensis CBS 8507, 966 nucleotides. RefSeq lists its product as uncharacterized. Bases 1 to 966 code for a protein of 321 amino acids. Gene Ontology annotation, biological process: U5 snRNA 3'-end processing; nuclear polyadenylation-dependent rRNA catabolic process; exonucleolytic trimming to generate mature 3'-end of 5.8S rRNA from tricistronic rRNA transcript (SSU-rRNA, 5.8S rRNA, LSU-rRNA). Lineage: Eukaryota; Fungi; Basidiomycota; Tremellomycetes; Tremellales; Cryptococcaceae. The transcript is spliced from 3 exons. Gene Ontology annotation, cellular component: nuclear exosome (RNase complex); cytoplasmic exosome (RNase complex). The record is from RefSeq and is a predicted model, not a curated record. Gene Ontology annotation, molecular function: mRNA 3'-UTR AU-rich region binding.